Juglans microcarpa x Juglans regia is the source of this 1744-nucleotide messenger RNA. Its product is annotated as 3,9-dihydroxypterocarpan 6A-monooxygenase. Gene Ontology annotation, molecular function: heme binding; oxidoreductase activity, acting on paired donors, with incorporation or reduction of molecular oxygen, NAD(P)H as one donor, and incorporation of one atom of oxygen; iron ion binding. NCBI's taxonomy places the organism in Eukaryota, Viridiplantae, Streptophyta, Magnoliopsida, Fagales, Juglandaceae. The record is from RefSeq and is a predicted model, not a curated record. Bases 42 to 1595 code for a protein of 517 amino acids. The transcript has 2 exons. Gene Ontology annotation, cellular component: membrane.
CAUAGUUCUCCAAUUCAUGCAAAUAGAAGUACAAAAUUAACAUGAAUUACACGAUGGCUACUUGUGCUGGCGAUCACAUGUUGUACUACCUAUCUUUCAUUUCUUUCAUCACUCUUUUACUCGUGCACUUUUUCAUCAAAUCAUGGUUGAAACCUCGGCCAGCCAUCCAAUACCCUCCGAGCCCACCGGCACUACCCAUCAUUGGCCACCUCCACUUGAUCGGCUCAGUCUUACCCAAAUCCUUCCAAACCCUUGCUCGCGAAUACGGCCCCCUCAUGCAAAUCCGUAUGGGGGCCUCAACGUGCGUCAUAGUUUCCGACGCCGUUGUUGCCAAAGAAAUCUUCAAAACCCAAGAUCUUAAUUUCUCAUCCAGGCCUGAAUUCGGAUCGUCCGAAUACUUCAUGUAUAGAGGCUCACGAUUUGUCAUGGCACAGUAUGGCGACUACUGGAGGUUCAUGAAGAAGCUUUGCAUGACUAGGCUUCUUGCCGUUCCACAGAUGGAUAGCACCAUUGAUAUCCGCGAGGAAGAGACCAAGAUGCUUGUGGAAAGGGUAACAGAGAGUACAAGAGAUGGGAAUCCAUGCGAUUUGUCUCGCCAGCUAACGAUAUUAACAAAUAACACGGCAUGCAGAAUGGCAAUGAGCGCGCGAUGCUCGGGGAGUUGGAAUGAGGCUGAGGAAAUACACAAGUUAAUAAAGCUGUGUUUGGAGCUGGCAGGGAAGCUUAGUGUUGGGGACGUCUUGGGUCCUCUGAAGAUGCUUGAUUUCUCUGGGAAUGGGAAAAAGCUCGUGUCGGCUUUGCAAAGGUUUGAUGUGCUGGUUGAGAGGAUCAUGAAGGAACAUGAAUUAAAGGUGAUAGACGGUGGUACUGGAGCCGGAGACCAAAAGAAAGAUUUGCUGGAUAUAUUGUUGGAGACAUAUAGAGACCCAACUGCUGAAGUGAAGAUAACCAGAAAGGACAUCAAAUCUUUCUUACUUGAUCUAUUCAUGGCUGGCACCGAUACGUCAUCAGCAGCCAUGCAAUGGGCCAUGGGAGAGCUCCUGAACAAUCCAAAGGCAUUCAAGAAGCUUAGGGAGGAGAUCAAUUCCGUUGUGGGGCCCAACAAGCUAGUCAAGGAGUCAGACAUGCCAAAUCUCCCUUAUCUACGAGCAGUCAUCAAGGAAACCCUAAGACUUCACCCUUCAGCACCUUUAAUCAUCAGGGAAUGUGCUGAAGAUUGCCAGGUUAACGGCUCCAUUGUUAAGGCCAAAACUCGGGUGCUCGUCAACGUCUACGCUAUCAUGCGGGACCCAGUUUCCUGGAAGGAUCCCGAUGAGUUCAUACCGGAGAGGUUUUUGGAAAGCUCGGGCGAGAGAAUCGGUGAGCACCAGAUGGAAUUUAAGGGACAGAAUUUCCGUUACCUUCCAUUUGGUAGCGGAAGGAGAGGAUGCCCUGGUGCAUCGCUUGCUAUGUUAAUGAUGCACCCCGCGAUCGCAGCCUUAGUCCAACGCUUUGAUUGGAAACUGAAAGAUGGCGAGAAAGUCGAUUUAACGCAGGGGUCAGGUUUUGCUGCUGAAAUGGCAAAGCCACUUGUUUGUUACCCUAUUACGCUCUAAUAACACGUACGCGCAUUAGUUAGCGUACUUGGAUUAAUGGAGCUUGUUGUGUUUUAAUACCUACCUUAGUUCAUGGUUUGAGUUUGAUAUCGCGUCGCGCGUGGUUUUAAAAUUUGUGAUCAUCAAUUUAGUAUAUAUGUUUGCUUGCA